Messenger RNA from Paramecium pentaurelia, 525 nucleotides. NCBI's taxonomy places the organism in Eukaryota, Ciliophora, Oligohymenophorea, Peniculida, Parameciidae. The record is from the annotation of a GenBank genome assembly.
AUGGAAAUAAUUAAAAAACUUAUAAAUGAAAUAUAAUAAUCCUAAUCAAAAGGAUAGGAGUUAGUUAUUGAUCAUUUUCUAGUUGGUUAUUUAAUUGGAAGAGGUGAAAUUAAUUCAAUUGAAGAUGUUAAAAACUUAAUUCAGCAACUUACAGAAAUCAAUAAAUAAAUGGAUGAAGGUAAGAUUUCAUCUUUUUCAAGAGAUUACUUUAUUAACCAAAAAUUAAUGUUACUAGAAAUAUUUUCUUAAGAUCCUUCAUUAUUAGUUUAAUAAUAAAAGGAAGAAAUCAAUGAUCAAAUCAUUCAAGAUGAUUAUUAAUAAAAUACUCAUAAAUAUGAUGAUUAAUUGAAAAAGGAAUAAAAUAAAUAAUAAAUUACAUAAACUCUAUCAUAAAAUUAAAAUUUAGAAUAAAAAGAUGAAAUAAAAGAUAAGAAUAAGGAACAUUUAAAGUAAUCUAUAAAAUAAUAUAAUAAUUACAUUUAAAAGGUUGUCUAGAAUUCAAAACAUAAUUAAAAGUAGAAUUGA